UUAAAAUUAAAAUAAACAAAAACAAUGUUAAAAAGAUAAACAAAUUCAACUGAAGAACAAGAACCUUCGAAGAAACUUCCCAACAUGUUGAAAAGCUAUUGAUCUGAGCAAUUGAUCCUUUCUUGUUUUCUCCGCUAAUUUUUUUUUCCUUUCAUUUCCUGAUUGCUUGUGAGAAGGAAUCCUACAGAAAUCAUUUCCAAACAGGUGUGUUUUUUCGGGUGAAAAAGUUCUCGAUUUGCAUCAUCAUUUUCUCGCUUGUUUGUAUUGGCAUGAAACGGGUCAAAAUGGAGCGGAAUGAAUAUUGCCGACUCCAAUUAGUUUGAACUUAGGCGUAGUUGAGUUGUCUUGUGUUGUUUGUUGUUAUUCCAUUGUUGCUCUCUUCGCGGUUGGCAGGGAACAGAUUUAUAUUUUUGCUGGUCUUUGAAUAUGUUUUAGUGGGGUUUUAAUUCUGUUAAUCCGCGUGUCUUUGAAAUGUGCUUAUUCUUAUUAGUUAGCAUGUGAUGAGAUCGAAUUAUUAUGAGCAUGAAUUCCUUGAAGGGAAAAUGUGAAUGCGCUUAGCCUACUUUUUUGGGGGAAAUGCUGAUAAUGUUGUUUCCAUGAAUUCUCUACAUUUCUGUCUAUCUUGAUUUGGGUCAUUAUUGUUGGUUUAGUUCUUUGUGCCCGAAAUUUGUUUAUGGGGAAUAUAUAAAAGUGGGAAAUAUCUGGGAAUUUAAGUAGAUAUCCAUAUUGAAAUAGUCUUUAGGUUAUUGAGGGUUACUUUAUUAUUUUUUGGAUUUAAAAGUUGGCUAAGGAGUGAUGGAACUUAGUCGCGAAGAUCAAAAUGUAGAGGGAGAGGGAGAAGAAGAGGAAAUGGAUAGAGAACCGACCUCACGAGCACGUAUUAGGGACAUCUCUUACCAUAACUCACGUUUUUCUGGUGCUGUGAGGCAAAAAGCUUAUAUUUUUGACGGAGAAGGGAAUUAUUUUAAUAAGGAAUGGGAUUUAACAGAGGGUAGAGGCAAGGAAUUCUGUUGGUACCACGCUGAGCUACCAAAGUGGAACCAGAGACUCUCACAAUCUGCACAGUAUCUUAUUGAUGUACUCUGUCCCCCUCUGAAGCUCCAAGACAUUUUGUCACUUGUUAGCAAUGGACCUUUUUGUGGGCAUGUUGACGGGGCUCUUGUGUUUCGAGUUAAUUCACCUGGCCCUGCAUCCAGUAAAUUUACAUUUAGAAUUGCGGCAAGAGUUACCGAGAAUUCUGUGAUCACGGUGUCACUAGGCCGUGUUCCAAGAUUGGGUUUCUCCCCAGUGAAUGAGUCUCUUCUCUCAGAGGUUCCAAUUGUGGAAAGUCCAAGUUCUGGUGGUGUUGAGUUGAAGGAAAGGGGUGGGACUGUUAUCAGGGAGCAUGUUCUUGAUUUUCUGUUGAUGAUGAAUCAUUCCGAAGAAGCUGAUAAUCCUGUACCUAAAUCUCUUUCAAAUCUGGUUGUUCACAUCAUAGACACUCAUGUGGAUCACCUUCAAGAUGUUGUGACGAAGCUGGAGAUUGAGUUGGAUUCAAUGGAGCUGGAAUUGGACAAAGGUGGUUUUGCUUUGAAGAAACAAUUGCUGGACGAUAGAAGAUUUCCAAAGAUGCAUCUUGACCUGCAGCGCCUCCUCCAGGUGAUUGCACAUGGUGAGCAAGUAUUUCCGCGAGUGAAGGAGAAAUGUUCUUCAAAAGGUUGGUUUGCCAGCGAUGACAUCAAUUCACUUGAAGAGUUAAUUGGUCGACUGAGAAGACUAAAGGAGAAUGUUGGGUUUAUUGCCAAUCGUGUAACAGCAAUUCAGGCAGGUCUUGACAGUUGGCAGUCUGAGCAGAUAAAUAAAAAACUUUACUACCUUUCCUUCCUCUCCAUCGUCUUUCUUCCCUUGUCAGUAGUAACCGGAGUGUUUGGGAUGAAUGUUGGAGGAGUUCCUUGGACCAAUCAAAGAGAACCUGAGUUGAAGGAGGGGUUCCGCAAUGUUAUGUUGCUCUGUGUGGUUCUGCUGCUGUUGGUUCUCCUUUGCUUCCUUUUUCCCGCGCUUUAUAGUCACGUAGUAGCUUGGAAGAGAAGGCGAGACAUGAAAAGAAGUUGGUCUCUCAACCGGAGAUCCUUCCUUAGAAGAAGUACAGGAGUUAGGGAAAGAAAUGAAAAGGGAGGUUACUUGAGGCUAUACUGAGAUGAAAUUGGAAAUAUAUGCACACUUCAAGCUGGUCAUAUCGCCGCAUGCUCAACAUUGACAUUUUAGUUGAUGUGUCUUAUUGCUCCCUGAAAACACAAAUUCUCACACGAUUCUUACUUAGAAAGAUGAUGGACGUAAUAGUGAGUUGAAGGUGAGCCAAUGUUUUACGAAUUCCUUUUUUUUUUUUUACGAACUCUUGUGCUUGUAUAGAGAAUUCUCUUUUCCAAUUGUUCCAGAAGUUCAGCUUAGUUGUUAUUACAAUGUGACAAUUCUUUUUUUCUUUUUUGCA
This is a messenger RNA of Nicotiana attenuata, 2467 nucleotides long. RefSeq names its product zinc transport protein ZntB-like. The record is from RefSeq and is a predicted model, not a curated record. Gene Ontology annotation, molecular function: metal ion transmembrane transporter activity. The transcript is spliced from 5 exons. Gene Ontology annotation, cellular component: membrane. The coding region runs from base 796 to 2175 and encodes 459 amino acids. Gene Ontology annotation, biological process: metal ion transport; transmembrane transport. Lineage: Eukaryota; Viridiplantae; Streptophyta; Magnoliopsida; Solanales; Solanaceae.